AUGGUUUGGUGGAUAGAUAAAAAACAAAGCGAUGAAGACUAUCAUAUGUAUGAUAAGUUUGAUAUUCAAGAGGAUAGAAUUUUUCAAUCAGUCAACGUCAUGUUCAAUUUUGCUGAAAAACUAUUCGACGUGUACCACAUCCGUGCAUUGCUAAAAAGUGGAGUGAACAUUUUCAACAUUGAUCGAACGAUAAUUGACAGUUCGUCUUCUAAUAUGAUAAAAAAAGCUAUAUCGGACUUUAAUGAACCUGAAAUGUAUCCUAAGCCAUUUUACAGACCUGUGUGCAUAGCAGUUACUAUAUCUGUUACUAAGCCGGUGACUAUUGAAACCGAUGUUAAUUUAAUUAUUUUGAAAGAUGUGUCAAGCAAACAAGACGUGGUCGACUUUACAGCGGCAAAUAGAGAUUGGAACCUACCAAUUUUAGUGUGGGUUUCAAAGUAUUGCGGUGAACUAAAUAUGAUUGAAUUAAUACAUGUUGCCCAUGGAAUUGUAUUGGAUCAAUCAUCAAUGAAUAAUGAAGAUGCACAUAAUGUAAUACAGCUUUGUAAAAAGCAAAGAAAAUCAAUAUUCUGGCUCAAACCUGAAAUAUGGGAAGAUACUAGUAAUAUUAAAGGAAGCAAAAGGAAACUUUUUGUGAUAGCGUCUCAAAUAGUCCAAAAUGGUGUAGAUGGAAUAGUCGUUAAUGGAUCAGAAACUAACAUUCAACUUCAAACCGAUAUUAUAAGGAAUGUAGUAGAGGCCAUGCGACUGGCUGAAGAUAAUCGAGAUUCAAAAGCUGAAUUUGGAAAAUUACGAAAACAGAUUACAACUCCUCAAAUUGCACCAAUAACGGUAGCAAUCGCUGCUUCACACACGGCUUUGAAUAGUAGAGCAUCUGCUAUUAUUAUUCUAACAUCUACUGGGAAGACGGCUCGGCUGGUCUCAUGGGCUGCACCACCAUGCCACAUCGUUGCAGUCACUACUAAAGAAACUGCUGCAGUACAAAUGCACCUGUACAGAAAAGUUAUACCCGUUGUUUAUAAAGCAGUCUCGAAAAGUAGAGCGGCUUCUAUCGUUCUCCUGACGUCUACUGGGAAGACGACUCAGCUGGUCUCAUGGGCCGCACCACCAUGCCACAUCGUCGCAGUCACUACUAAAGAAACUGCUGCAGUACAAAUGCACCUGUAUAGGAAAGUCAUACCCGUUGUUUAUAAAGGCUCUCGAGUUGGAAACUGGCGAGAGGAGUGCCGAAAGAGGGUACUUUUUGGCACCGAGCUCGCGGCAAAGACUGGCCUGUUCGGUGACGGAGCCAAAUUAGUGGUGAUGGCGCCCUCUGGAGAAGGAGUCAGGUACUGCGACGGCUUCCAAAUGGUUACUGUGCCGUUUAGAUGUGACGUGUAAGCGGUUAACGUAAUUUUAAGUUCCUUACCAAUGAAGUUGAACAGUGUUUUGUUUUGUGGAAUUAUUUUCUUACUAAACGUUCACAGUCUUUUGUUUUGUAGAAUUCCGUUUCUAACUUUAUCUUUUCAAUAAUACCAUACACUCUAUGUCUAUGAUGUAACAGUAGAUAUACGAGUAGAAUACUUUACGAUAAAGCAAUCUAGAUAGGAAUUAAAAGUCUCUUUUAACCACUUCACGUUAUUUUACUAUUAGGAAGUUACUUCUAAUAUAGACAAUUUUUGGGUUCACAGGUUUAAAGAGAUAUAGUUAUUGGUAAUCAGCAACCCUCUUUUGUUAGAUUAGACUAGAUUUUGUCAGUAUGGCAUUAUAAUUAUAUCGUAGU
Messenger RNA from Ostrinia nubilalis (European corn borer), 1762 nucleotides. RefSeq lists its product as uncharacterized. Gene Ontology annotation, molecular function: magnesium ion binding; pyruvate kinase activity; potassium ion binding. Gene Ontology annotation, cellular component: cytoplasm. The transcript has 9 exons. Gene Ontology annotation, biological process: glycolytic process. The record is from RefSeq and is a predicted model, not a curated record. The coding region runs from base 1 to 1380 and encodes 459 amino acids. Lineage: Eukaryota; Metazoa; Arthropoda; Insecta; Lepidoptera; Crambidae.